Cannabis sativa is the source of this 1954-nucleotide messenger RNA. Its product is annotated as chaperone protein dnaJ 49. Gene Ontology annotation, cellular component: endoplasmic reticulum membrane. The record is from RefSeq and is a predicted model, not a curated record. Lineage: Eukaryota; Viridiplantae; Streptophyta; Magnoliopsida; Rosales; Cannabaceae. Gene Ontology annotation, molecular function: Hsp70 protein binding. Gene Ontology annotation, biological process: cellular response to misfolded protein. The coding region runs from base 270 to 1373 and encodes 367 amino acids. The transcript has 3 exons.
AAAUAAAUAAAUAAAAAGUAUAAAAUCAUAAAAAAAAAAAAAAAAUAAAAAAAAAACAGAAAAUAUAAUAAUAAAAAAUAAAAAAACUAAAAACUAAAAACUGUUUCAAACUCAAACUAUAGAGCUCUGAAGCCACCCGCACAACCCUUUCUUCAUCCCCAAAUUACCAUCAGAAUAUGAAACCCUAAUUUGAUCAAUCAAUUCGAAAUCUUCCACUAGUCAUCUCCAUCUGAUCGAUCUCAGCCGGUUUUUCGGUUUUUAGGGGGGAGAUGGAUGGGAACAAAGAAGACGCUUUGAAAUGCUUAAGAAUUGGUAAAGAAGCCAUGGAAGCCGGCGAUCGGAAUCGUGCCAGGAAAUUCUUUACGAAAGCUCAGCGUCUCGAUCCAACUUUAUCUGUUGAUGAUCUCUUAUCGGCGGUUGAGAAGGAAUCCGGUGGCGAACGAUCUCCGUCUGAUGCGGAUGCAUCGUCUAAUGGUCCGUCUGAUUCAACUUCUUCUAAACCGUCCGAUCAACCCUCUCUUCGUCAAAGGGUUCCAUCCACUGGUUCAUCUUCGUCUCCCUCAUCGGCUACGGGGGCCCAUACACUGGAGCAGAUAGCGAUUGUGAGAGAGAUUAAGAAGAAGAAGGAUUACUAUGAGAUUUUGGGGGUAGAGAAGAGUUGCAGUGUUGAGGACGUACGAAAGGCUUAUAGAAAGCUCUCUUUGAAAGUUCAUCCUGAUAAGAAUAAAGCACCAGGUGCUGAAGAAGCUUUCAAGUCUGUAUCUAAAGCUUUUCAAUGUCUUAGCAGUGAAGAGAGUAGGAGAAAGUACGACCUUGUUGGGUCUGAUGAGCCCGUUUACGAGAGACGCACCACAAGACACGCUGCUCAUGGAUUCAAUGGCUUCUAUGAUGCUGAUGUUGACGCAGAGGAGAUUUUCAGGAACUUUUUCUUUGGUGGAAUGGCUCCGGCGACCCAGUUUCGUGGGUUUAGUUUCGGAACUGGAAUGGGGCAUAGGCAACAACAACCUGAUCACAAUGGUUCCGGUGGGUUCAAUGUUCGUGCACUGAUUCAGAUUCUGCCAGUUCUGCUUAUACUUGUUCUGAACUUUUUGCCAUCUUCUGAGCCAAUCUAUUCACUCUCUCGAUCUUAUCCUUACGAGUACAAGUUCACCACCCAAAAAGGUGUCAAUUAUUAUGUUAAGUCGACAAAAUUCGAGCAGGAUUAUCCGCUGGACAGCCGGGAACGAUCUUCUUUUGAAGACCAGGUUGAGAGAGAAUACUUUGGUAUUCUUAAUCAGAAUUGUCGGCUUGAGAUUCAGCGUCGUCAGUGGGGCUUUAUUCGUGAAACACCGCAUUGUGACAUGCUGCAGCGGUUUCAGACACAGGCUAACUGACUUCAAUGAAGAUUUUGCCUGUUUGGUCAAGACUGAAUGUCCUUCAGUAUUUCUUUUCCUAUUCCGAAGAGUACACAAGUAAAUUAUAUGGGUUCCCGUAAGAGAAGAAAUGUAAUACUAGUGGCCUUUUUCCUUUCUUUUCUUUAUCCCAGCUAAGGAACGUAUAGGAGCUAGAUUUGUCGAAACUAUAGACCUUAUCUUCUGUCUCAUUCUAUAUUCUUACCUCUUACGUACGUAUGGCACCUCAAUUUUUGUGUAAAAUUCUGAUUUAGCAUUUUAACAAAUGCUAUGCUGCAAUACAUGCAUUCCCAAUAUUCAUGAUUUUAAGUACUUAAAAAUCUGUAAAGAAGUACAGGUUCUGUUGGAUAAACUUUGUAGUUUUAGCCACAAUCUUUUUUGUAGUUUCAUUAAAUUUACUUCAUUUGUUCAAAGUAUGUAAUAUGUGGAUUGAGAACUUCAGUUGUUUUAGUGGUUAACUAGUUACAGCUUGGCAGAUGCCAUGGGAAUGGAAUGUUCUUAAGUCAACCUGUUGUAAAACUAUGAUUACAAGUUUUUACAAAAUUCAUUGAGAUACUUUUUUU